Messenger RNA from Punica granatum (pomegranate), 3435 nucleotides. Lineage: Eukaryota; Viridiplantae; Streptophyta; Magnoliopsida; Myrtales; Lythraceae. The record is from RefSeq and is a predicted model, not a curated record.
UGCUAACAAGGCAUGUCAUAUAUUAAGCACUAUCACUUCCCUCCCGUGUCUCCUUUGUUCCUUCACAGACCCAAAAAUGCCAAUCCAUUAGAAGGAACAUAACAGAAAAGAACACAACAAAAGAGAGACAAAGGAAGAGGUUUGGGAAAAAGGAGAAUGGAAACUCAUUUCCUCUUCUUCUUCUACUGUUGUAUUGGGCUUUCACUUGUUUUUGCUGAGGGAGCUCAGAUGAACAAUGAGCUCUCAUCUCUGCUUUCCAUAAAAUCGGUCCUCGUCGAUCCCUUAGGCAACCUCAAGGACUGGAGGUCGCCGAAUGGCUCUGUCGGAACUGAUGGUAUCGUUCAUUGCACCUGGACUGGCGUGGUGUGCAGCCCCAGCGGGUUCGUAGAGAAGCUUGACCUUUCCUACAUGAACCUCAGCGGCCGGGUCUCCGAGCACAUUCAGGACCUGACCAGUCUCGCCUCGAUAAACCUGAGUGGGAACUUGUUUGAUUCCUCGCUCCCGAAGUAUCUCCCAAACCUCACGUCCCUCAGGAGCAUCGACGUGAGCAUGAACAACUUCAUUGGGCAGUUCCCUAUUGGUCUCGGGCAGGCCCGAGUGCUGAGGGAACUCAACGCGUCGAGCAACAAUUUUGCAGGCGCCAUCCCGGAAGACCUUGGAAAUGCAACCCUUCUGGAGAGCCUCGACUUGAGGGGAAAUUUCUUUGAGGGAUCAGUCCCGGCUUCGUUUGAGAACUUGCAAAGUCUGAGGUUUCUUGGGAUCUCGGGGAAUAAUCUUACUGGAAGGAUCCCGAGAGAGCUCGGGAGGCUUUCUUCACUGGAGACAAUCAUUCUCGGGUACAAUGAGUUUGAGGGGGAGAUUCCUUCAGAGUUUGGGAAUCUGUCGAACCUUCGUUACCUCGACUUAGCAGUUGGGACUCUGAGUGGUCAGAUUCCUGCUGGGCUUGGGAAGCUCCAGAAGCUCACAACAGUUUAUUUGUAUGAUAACAACUUCUUGGGGAUUAUCCCACCAGAGAUUGGAAACAUGUCCUCUCUCGUAUUCCUGGACCUCUCGGCCAACCAGAUAUCGGGAGAGAUUCCUGAGAGCAUUGGAGAUUUGAAGAACCUGGAACUUCUUAACUUAAUGUGCAACCGGCUGACUGGUUCUGUUCCAACUCAACUUGAGGAGUUAACCAAUUUGCAGGUUCUUGCUCUGUGGAAGAACUCCUUGACUGGAAUCCUGCCUCCGAAUCUUGGAAACAAAUCGCCUCUUCAGUGGCUUGACGUCUCCUCAAACUCCUUGUCAGGCAAAAUCCCGAAAGGCCUCUGCAAUUCGGGAAACCUCACCAAGCUCAUUCUCUUCAACAACUCCUUCUCAGGCACGAUCCCUCUCGGGCUCUCAGGCUGCAAUUCAUUAGUCCGAGUACGGGUGCAGCACAACCUUAUCUCCGGCCCAAUCCCAAAUGGUUUUGGGACCCUUCCAGGACUCCAGCGGCUCGAGUUGGCCUAUAACAACGUAUCAGGUCAGAUCCCACAGGAUUUCUUCCUCUCCCCUUCGCUUUCUUUCAUAGACCUCUCACAUAACCAACUCCAAUCCUCCAUCCCUUCUGGGAUCUUCUCACUCCCCAGCCUUCAGACCUUUAUAGCCUCAAACAACAAGUUAGACGGGAAAAUCCCAGAUGAAUUCCAGGAUUGCCCGUCCCUUGCCUUGCUCGAUCUCUCAAGCAAUGGUUUCUUGGGAAGUAUUCCCGAUAGCAUAGCUUCAUGUCGAAAGUUAGUGAAGCUAGAUCUCAAAAACAACCAUUUCGAUGGUGAAAUCCCAAAAUCUCUUGCAGCAAUGCCAACUCUAGCAAUUCUGAACCUCUCCAACAACUCCUUCGCUGGUCAAAUCCCAGAAAAUUUUGGGAGCUCACCAGCCUUGGAAAGUCUUAACUUGUCAUAUAACAAACUCGUCGGCCAAGUCCCUUCGAUGGGGAUCUUGACGAACAUUAACCCAAAUGAACUAGUGGGCAAUCCCGGUCUUUGUGGAGGGGUGCUUCCCCCCUGUUUGCAGAAGUCUUCUAGUUGGUCAAGGCAGCAAAAGGGCAUGCAUGUCUAUCACAUAAUAGUAGGUUUCGCGAUCGGGACAUCGGUGAUUCUAUGCUUUGGCCUCACAUUCUUUGUUGGCAAGUUCCUCUAUCGGAGAUGGUACUUGUACGAUACCAAUUACUUCUAUGGACGAUGGUUUAAGAAGGGUACUGAGGAAUGGCCUUGGCGCCUUGUGGCAUUCCAGAGAGUGUGCUUCACUAGUGGAGACAUCUUAGGCUGCAUCAACGAGUCGAACAUCAUAGGGAUGGGCGGGACCGGGAUGGUGUACAAGGCUGAGAUUCACCGGCCUCAUGUGGUCGUGGCGGUUAAGAAGCUGUGGAGGUCAGGAUCGGACAUAGAGAAUGGGGAAGACCUGCUAAGGGAAGUCAAUCUCCUGGGGAGGCUUAGGCAUCGCAACAUCGUAAGGCUCUUAGGGUAUGUCCACAACGAGAGCGAUGCGAUGAUGGUGUAUGAAUACAUGCCGAACGGGAACCUUGGGACUGCCCUGCACGGGAAACAGGCGGGAAAGUUGCUCGUAGACUGGGUCUCGAGAUACAAUGUAGCAGUCGGGGUUGCACAAGGGUUGAAUUAUCUCCACAAUGAUUGCUACCCACCAGUUAUUCACCGGGACAUCAAGUCAAACAAUAUACUGCUCGAUGCAAAUCUCGGGGCAAGGAUAGCAGAUUUCGGCCUUGCAAGGAUGAUGAUCCACAAGAAUGAGACUGUAUCAAUGGUUGCUGGAUCUUAUGGAUACAUAGCACCAGAAUAUGGGUACACACUGAAGGUAGACGAGAAGAGUGACAUAUACAGCUUUGGUGUCGUGCUUCUGGAGCUCCUGACGGGGAAGAUGCCAUUGGACCCGGGAUUUGGGGAGUCGACAGACAUAGUGGAGUGGGUCAGGACAAAUAUCAGAGACAACAAGGCCGUGGAAGAAGUCCUGGACCCGAGCAUUGCAGGCCAGUGCAAGCUGGUCCAAGAAGAGAUGCUCUUGGUACUCCGAAUCGCACUCCUUUGCACCGCUAAGCUGCCAAAGGACCGACCCUCUAUGAGGGAUGUUUUGAUGAUGCUUGGAGAGGCCAAACCCCGGAGGAAGAGUGUGUGCUACAAUAACAACAAUGACGGGCAAAAUGUGGCAAAGGACAGGCCGGUCUUUAGCACUUCGCCAGUGAUCGGCCUUCUAUAGGAAGGCAAGAGCAGCAUCUACAUUGAGACUGCUGAUUUGUGCAGUUCUUUUAUUCAUUUUUUUUCCAGGUUAUGUAAAUUUCCCAUUCUUCAUUUUGCUUAGCCGAGAUCUAAGAGGACAAAUUAGAAUUCGGCAGGAAGUUGUAAGAAAUCGUUGAAUGUUUAUCCUCGGAGUAACAUAUCUAAUCAGCAACAGAGGUUCCCAUCU